Colossoma macropomum (tambaqui) is the source of this 3705-nucleotide messenger RNA. Its product is annotated as nuclear factor 7, brain-like. Bases 345 to 1766 code for a protein of 473 amino acids. NCBI's taxonomy places the organism in Eukaryota, Metazoa, Chordata, Actinopteri, Characiformes, Serrasalmidae. The transcript is spliced from 6 exons. Gene Ontology annotation, molecular function: zinc ion binding; protein binding. The record is from RefSeq and is a predicted model, not a curated record.
GUUUAUUAUUAUUUGAUCUGUUUUCUGCUCUGUCUGGUGUAAAUUCUAGCCCUAUCUCUUUAAAACUCCUCCCACUGAAACUCCUCCUACUGAGGAGGUGCUGAGCAUGAGACGACUGCAGAGCUUUCCAGGCUGUACUGUUGUUUUCUGCUGAGUCUCCUUUUGUUGGUGGGUUUAUGGAGAAUUCUGGAACUGGAGAAUCUCUCUGAAGGGAAAUGAUCACUAACUGGAUCUACAGCCGCCUGUUUGACUGGAAACAAACCUGAAAUCAGAGACUGAGUGUUUCACAGAACUGAAAGUGAAAGUCUGAGUGUUCUCACUGGAAGGAACAGCAGGAAAAGAAAAUGGCUUCUAAAUCUUUCUCAGAGGAGGAUCUCUCCUGUCCUGUGUGCUGUGAGAUCUUCAAGGAUCCUGUUAUUCUGCACUGCAGCCACAGUGUGUGUAAAGACUGUUUGCAGCGGUUUUGGGAAACCAAAGGAUCCAGAGAAUGUCCAGUUUGUAGGAGGAGAUCUUCAAUUCCUGAACCUCCUACAAACCUGGCUUUAAAGAACCUGUGUGAGAGUUUCUUACAGGAGAGAAGUCAGAGAAGUCCAGCAGAGUCUGAAAACAUCUGCAGUUUGCACAGUGAGAAAAUCAGACUCUUCUGUCUGGAUGAUCUACAGCCUGUGUGUUUGGUGUGUCGGGACUCUAAAAUACACACCAACCACAAAUUUCUCCCCCUUCAGGAAGCAGCAGUGGACUACAAGGAGGUACUCAAAACUGCACUGAAGCCUCUGAAGGAGAAACUGAAGACCUUUAAAAGGUUUAAACUGAAUUGGGAUCAGACUGCAGAACAUAUAAAGACUCAGGCCCAACACACAGAGAGACAGAUUAAGGAGGAGUUUGAGAAGCUUCACCAGUUUCUACGAGAUGAAGAGGCAGCCAGGAUAUCAGCACUGAGGGAGGAAGAGGGGCAGAAGAGUCAGAGGAUGAAGGAGAAGAUUGAGAAGAUGAGCAGAGAGAUAUCAGCACUUUCAGACACAAUCAGAGCCAUAGAAGAGGAGAUGGGAGCUGAAGAUGUUUCAUUUUUACAGAACUACAAGGCCACAGUGAAAAGAGCUCAGGUCACACUGCAGGAUCCAGAGAGCCUUUCAGGAGUGCUGCUCCAUGUGGAGAAACACCUGACCAACCUGAAGUUCACAGUCUGGGAGGAGAUGCAGGAGAUUGUUCAGUUCACUCCUGUAACUCUGGACCCCAACACUGCCCAUCCUAGUCUCAUCCUGUCUGAUGAUCUGACCAGUGUGAGAGGCAGUGAUAAGGAACAGCAGCUUCCUGAUAAUCCAGAGAGAUUUGAUAAAUCUGUAUGUGUCCUGGGCUCUGAGGGCUUUAACUCAGGAACUCACUGCUGGGAUGUUGAAGUUGGAGACAAUACAGUCUGGUUUGUGGGUGUGAUGACAGAAUCUGCUCAGAAGAAGGGAAGUAUUUUUUUCAAGAGUGGAGUGUGGUUUUUUUGGUGUAACAGUGGUAAAUAUGGAGCCCGUUGUACACCUCAGCUAUUCUCCAUGCUCUCAGUAGGUCAGAAACUACAGAGGGUCAGAGUUCAGCUGGACUGGGACAGAGGAAAACUCUCAUUCUCUGAUCCUCUCACUAACACACACUUACACACUUUCACACACACAUUCACUGAGAGAGUUUUUCCAUUGUUCAGUACCCGCGACAUCAGCCCUGUGAAAAUCACAGCAGUGCAGGUUAGUGUAUCAGUGAAUCAGCUUGAUAGAGAGAGUUAGUUUUCGCUCAGGUUUUAGUUGUCGAAUGUGUUUACGCUGCUGUAAUGUGGCUCAAAUGUGUCUCAGACCACCUGCUGAAGUGGUCUGAGUGGAUUUGUAUCUGUUUUAUGUGCGUUUUGGGUUCAUUUGUACUUGCAUUUUCGUGUUGCUUGGUUCUACCCAGGUAUAAUCCUGAUACUCAACACGCAUGAAGUGACCAGGUAUAAACGGGGUCAUUGUUGUUUUUCUCAAUUCAUUAAACACAACAAAUUUGUUUUCACAUUAUGAACAAAAUGUUGUCCAUGCAGUAGAGACCUGUUAAGUGGCUUUACACUUUUUUUACAACAUAGUUGUGAAAAGUUUAUCUUCAUUUUUGGAAGCAACCCCUUUAACAGUAUUAUUAACCAGACUUUUUGGUUUCCUGGCUUUUGCCUUAUUUUAUUUAUUUAUUUAUUUUCAAUUAUAAGUGUGCCUGUGCCUUUGUUAACUUUACUGCUUGUGUGUAAUUUUGCAGCCCAUCCUGUUAAUUUUACAAACUCCUCUAUCAAGUAAAUCUAAUGUGAAUUGUCUGCAGCUGCCAAAUAAAACAGUUUAAAUCAGUUUAACAACUCAAAUGUAACAAUAAAUCAGUCACUGACCACCCUUCAUUUAUUUCCUGUCCAGUAAAUAACAGCCAUUCAGUACACAUUUAGCAUUUUUCAGGAGAUAUUUUUGAGCAGAUAUAAGGUAGUCCAUUCUCAUAACUGCCCCCAUCAGAUAAACAGCACUUAAAGCUUUCAUCUCUGAGAGAGAGGAGAAAAUCAAGCUGCUUCAGAUCUGAAAACAUCCACAGGUGUUUCUGUCCAUCCUUCCACUGUGAGAAGACGACUCAGCGCUGUGGGUCUGAAAGGAGGUGUAGCUGUUCAAGAAGAACCUCACUGAGAAAAGGAGACGGACACAUCAACCAAAGAAGCUGAACGAUGGACUGACCACCCCAGAGUCCAGACCUCAACAUCACUGAGUGUGUUUGGGUUAAUUUGGAUUGUGAGAAGCAGAAAAUGGAAACCAACUUCUAAGACUGAACUUUGGAGAUGUUGAAAAAUAUCCCUGCAGAUUUCUUUAAAAAACUAAAAAUGAGUCCUGUGGAAAGAAUGGCAGCUGUAAUAAAGAAAAAGCAUGCACACACUAAAUACUCAUAUUACAAUUAGUUGUUGAGGGUUUGUUUCAUUUUCUGUUAAAUGUUUUCUGUUUGUUUUUUUUUUAAUUUUUUUAUAUAAAAAAAUUAAUAACAAUUACCAUUUUGAUUGGAAAUGAAAUAAAUUAAGGGUGGUCUCUGGCUUUUGCAGAGUACUCUAGAUUCGAGGGAAACAAUCUUGUGCUUGUGCAGUCUGUCUUCUGAAGAUUUUACUAGUUCUGUGCUCUGCAACAGUAAAUUAGUUCAGUGACGGAUAAUACAGUGAAUAUGAUAUAAAGUACUGCACUGAAUUUACUGCAUAAUUCUAGUAGGGCUUAUUUUCUCUGCUGGUGGUUUAUGGGGUUGCAGAGUGAACUGUAGUAGUGUGUGUCAACACUGCAGUAGGUGAUGUUAUAAAUAAAGUUUUCAAAUACAAUUUAGAGUGUUAGUGACAUAUUAUUGACAUAAUAUGACAAUAUUAUUGACAUAAUAUGAAAUACUUUGUUGAAAGUAGGAAUGAAAUUCUUUGUUUAGGUUGAGAAUUUGUGCUACAACUGUAUAAGAAAGUUCAAGGCAAGACAAUCAAUGAGUCUUCAUAUUAUAAAUAUGAAUACCCUUAGAUACUUAGAACGAAAGUGAAUAAACAGGGAUAAUGCAAUGUAAAGGUCAGAGUACAUCAAUGGGAGAAACACAAACACAAACAUUUGGUUGGUGUGCUAUACCCAUAUGUGAUUGCUGAAAACCUAGAAUGUUCUCUUCCCAUUCACUCUCGUUCGUUUUACUUGUAUGUUCUUUUUUGUGAACAUU